GCAUCUGGAUUUGAGUUUCGCCUCCCGCUACCGCCGGGCGGUGCUGAACCCAACGCAAGGCGUGAGUGACUGGGGUGGACUUUGAUCCACGACCUGGACGGACGGAGCCGGGAAAAUGUGGGGCUUUUUCCGAAGCUGCAUUCCCAGUUUUGGGUGGAUUUUCCAGGGAAUCAAUACCGCUGACAGCCUCCUACAGGGUGUGAUUGCCGCCUGUGCCGUCUCCAUUCUCAAUCACUUGCUGCGGAUCUACUUUCACAUCCAACGUCUCAAUGACCCUGUGCACGAUGGCACUGCAGCUGCAAAGCUGCACCCACCACUACAGAUCCUGCAAACUCUGUACCUCUGCGUCCUGACCGUCCUAUUCUCCCUCAUCGGAUCGAGGGUGGCAUCUCUCACGGUGCUGGAAUUCUCACUUCGAACAAUUUCCAUAUUGCUUUCCAGCAACCAGCUCACAUCCAAUAUACAGAUCUUCCUCCUGUGCCAAUUCUCCCUGGGAUGUGGGAUGACAGCCAGCCUGAGCUACCUGAAUGAGGGGGCACCUCACUCGACGUUAAGCCUGAUGCUCAGCGCUGGUCUGGCCGGGCUGAUUACGUGCUACGUGUGGAAGCUCUCAAAGCACACCAGCCUGAUGUAUGAACUGCACAGCAAGGAACGAUACUGCGGGAUCUGCAUCCUCCUCCUGACCACCUGGCACGGCAUCCCUCAGCUGCUGUGCAACGCCCUGAAAAUCGUGUUCCUGGUGGCAGAUGUGGCAGCCAUCUUCCUCAUCAACAGAGACUUCAUCACCACCUCAGAGGCACUAAGGUUCUGGACACCCCUGACCAUCUGUUACACGCUGCUGGUCAUCUACAUGCAAGAGCAGAAGCAGCACCCAAGCGAGCAGAUGGUUUACCAGACGGUGGGUGUGAGGAUGGGCGGGCUGCUGAUCCUAACCCUGACGGUGGGGAGGUGGAUAGAUGUGGCCCACGUGCUGCUGUCCGUGUUUGGGGAAAUGUGGUGCCUGGUCCAGGCCGGGGCAAUGUUGGAGAUCUGCAGACAACAACAGGAUUCCUCAAGCCCCCGUCACAGAAGACAACCUCGGCUCGGCGCGCAGAGGAGACCGAAAGAAAUUGGCGGUCAAACUUCAGAUUAUUAAAGACAGCAGCUCACUGUGAAGUUGACUAUUUCAACAUGUGUUUUUUUUUACAGUAUUUGUAACAACUCGGAGGGAGGAGAAAAGUUGCCGACAGUCAAACUCUAAAAACAAUAAUUCUCUCAAAAACAGGGGUUUGUUGGUAACGAUGAAGAGGUGGAGGGAUUGGUUAUUAAUUACCCUGGGGGCAUCUCCUUGAAACAACAUCUGGGAAUCUCAAACAGUUCAGUAAAUAACAUGUGUUUGUGGGAGGAGACAGCUCCCUGCAUUGACUCUGCUACUUUCCAUUUUUGCAACCCCUCCCCCAACCACAAGUAUUUUUUAAACAGAAAAAAAACAUCCUGAUCUCUCCACCUCCACCACCGGGUAGUGAGGCAGGAAUAUAAUGAGGUCUUUACUGCCGAUUCCAGCCGAGAGGAGGGAGGUUGUAGAGGUUCUUGCCAAUGUUAACUUGGGGAUGCGCUAACUAAUUGGGGCAAAGGAACAAAAUAAACUAGAAUAUCCACUACAGUUCAGUGAUCAAUGCCUCUUGUAAACUGAGUGACCACUUCUAUAGGUACAGGAGAUACCUGAUAAAGUGGCCACGGAGACAUUGAGCUGGGGAAGGUAUGGUGCUUAGUUUAGAUCCCUUUUGUAGUUAAUUAUUCUGUUGUUCAGAUGUGGAGAUAUGAUAACCCAGCCGUCUGUGGAGCUCCACAACCCAAAUGUGUAUUGACACUCGUGGGGGUUAGAAAGGGAAUGUUGAAUGAAAUUUUAUUUUAAAUUUGUAUUUGCAAUUUAUGCUACAUUGAUAUCAUAAAUAUUUU
Messenger RNA from Mobula hypostoma (lesser devil ray), 1938 nucleotides. It is a transcript of the gene tmem82, whose product is annotated as transmembrane protein 82. Bases 116 to 1135 code for a protein of 339 amino acids. The transcript has 6 exons. NCBI's taxonomy places the organism in Eukaryota, Metazoa, Chordata, Chondrichthyes, Myliobatiformes, Myliobatidae. The record is from RefSeq and is a predicted model, not a curated record.